GAGGAAAAGGGAGAGAUACCACUAUUGUAACGGUACCGGGAAGGCAGAAUGAGGAUGUUAUACCGCUGGUGGGUGGUGAAAACUCAUCUGACCUGGACCUGGAAAGUGCACACCAGCCAGGACUGCCACCAGGUGUGUUGGUUGUGAUAUUUAACAUGUUAGAUUAA
Messenger RNA from Sphaeroforma arctica JP610, 167 nucleotides. RefSeq lists its product as hypothetical. The annotation marks the transcript as partial. Lineage: Eukaryota; Ichthyosporea; Ichthyophonida. The record is from RefSeq and is a predicted model, not a curated record. The transcript has a single exon.